Messenger RNA from Ricinus communis (castor bean), 1690 nucleotides. Its product is annotated as F-box protein At2g27310. The record is from RefSeq and is a predicted model, not a curated record. The transcript has 2 exons. Gene Ontology annotation, molecular function: protein binding. The coding region runs from base 389 to 1510 and encodes 373 amino acids. Lineage: Eukaryota; Viridiplantae; Streptophyta; Magnoliopsida; Malpighiales; Euphorbiaceae.
ACAAUUAGGCUUUUGUUUAGUGCAGGUAAUUAGUCAACUGAAUGAAUGAUUGUAAUGACGUGGCAGGAUUAGAUGAGGACGCUGCAUUGAAGUUCUCUCCACAACCGUAAUCCAGAGAUCGACAGAGAGAGGCAGAGGCAGCCAGCAUUCAGAAAUUACAAAUUUAAAAAAAAAAAAAAGAAAAAAAAAUAAUUAACGGACGUCCUCAACGCAACCAGCCCAAAAAGUUUAGAAAGUGACCCCUAAUCCGAUCCUCAUUUUCCUUUUAACCUCUCAACAAAAUCUUGGUUUCUUCCAUCCCUCUCUCUCUGUCGAUUUCUUCAAAUAUCUUCACGCGUUAUUUCUCAUUGUUUGGUCUCAUGAUCGUUAAUCUAUUAGGGGUCUGGCAAUGUCAGUUCCACAAGUUGAGAGUAUGGCUUCAUUAAGCAGUGAUAUCUUCUAUGACAUAUUGAGGCGUCUUGAUGGCCCAUCAUUGGCAAGUGCAGCAUGUGCUUGUGCGGCAUUUUGUUCCAUCUCAAAAGAAGAGAAGCUAUGGGAAAAUGUUUGCUCUUCUAUGUGGCCUUCAACAAAUAGAGAAGAUGUCAAAAGUUUAAUAUCAUCAAUUGGUGGAUUCAGAAAGUUUUAUGCAGAUUGUUUUCCACUUAUUGUUAAUAAGGAAGUUGCAGAGUAUCAGUGGAAUGAAUAUCUAGAGUACCCUGAAGAAUGGACUGAGGCUGAAUACUAUGGUGACAUUGAUGAAUUUGAGAGUAUUGCUCCAUCAGAUUUUGUUUCUAUUGUUGAUAUCAGGUAUAAAGAUAAAACAGUCUGUUCAAAAGUCCUGUGGGGAAUUCCUAACGCCAACGGAUUCAAUGGUUGGUUUUACAACUGCCCAUUUCGGAUUGAUCUCCUUACAUAUGCAGCCAGGGAUGAUGACAGUGAAGGUGAAGUCUUCCUUUCAGGUUCAGAUGGCCUGCCGCCAGUUUUGUCCUUGGAGAAAGAAAGAAAAGAUGGCAAACUUUGGACGGAGCUCCGAGAUGGACUUCGACUUAGUUGGAUCGUUGUAAAUAAAAAAAUUAAGCAAGCUGCUAAUCUUGCUAGCUGGAGCCCUCUUGGUGGACAAAGGCACUGGCCAACAGACAAGGAUUUUGUAAUACGCUUUGGAUCUGUUCUUUCAGCGAAAGACAUUCUUCCAUGUCAGGUAGUAGAAUGCAUCCUCAUUAUGAAGUUUAGAGUAAUUUAUACAGAAGGAGAGGGUGUUGGGACAACUCUCAAAUUAACAGAACUGAGCAUGCAGUUGGAAGACAUGGAAGGUGCUCAUGUUAAUGGAAGAAACAGUUUGCUUAUUCUCAAGGCAGCAUUGAGCUGUCGAAGAAGUAAAAAUUAUAGUGAAGUUCUCGAGUCCUGUCACUUGUACUCAAAAGUGCAAAGCGAAUUCAAGGAGGAGAAGAUGAGAAAUGAAAGCAGGAUAGAUAGACUUUGUAUCAUAAGUGGCAUUGCUGCUUUCCUCACAUUCUGGUACUACAUUUUGUGAAAUGAAAAUGCCACUUUUACUUUUGACACUAUAGCUUUAAACCUGAAACUGCUCUAACAAACUAAUAAGUGUGUUGUACCUUCUAGUGUAAAAUACAAUUUUGCCUUGUAUAAUUACUAAUCUUUGUGACCUUAAGAUGCCUGAGAACAAAAUCUAUAUAUGAAGUGAUUAACAAAGCUA